This is a messenger RNA of Cynara cardunculus var. scolymus (artichoke), 1689 nucleotides long. RefSeq names its product protein FAR1-RELATED SEQUENCE 5-like. Gene Ontology annotation, molecular function: zinc ion binding. The record is from RefSeq and is a predicted model, not a curated record. The coding region runs from base 1 to 1689 and encodes 562 amino acids. The transcript is spliced from 5 exons. Gene Ontology annotation, biological process: regulation of DNA-templated transcription. NCBI's taxonomy places the organism in Eukaryota, Viridiplantae, Streptophyta, Magnoliopsida, Asterales, Asteraceae.
AUGAGGUAUACGGAUUACAAAAAUGUCCUGAAUAGCUCGAGCUACAAAAUUGGUGCGAUUAGGGCUCACCGUAUACAAACUGCAUUAAAUGGUGGGUUUGAGCACAAUCGAUGUUCUGAGAUCGACUUUAAGAAUUUCAAGAGAGAUGCAGUUGCGUGUGUUGGGAAAAAGGAUGCAAAAAUGUUGAUCAAUAAACUAUCCAAUAGGCGAGAUAUUGUUCCCGGUUAUUUUUUCGAGUACAAGUGCAAUGAUCAAGAGUUGGGUGCCAUUUUCUGCGCAGAUGAGGUCGCUAGAGUUAACUACAAAGAAUUUGGGGAUGUAAUUUCGUUUGACGGGACAUUUCGCACCAACAAGCAUGCGAUGAUUUUUGUUCCCUUUUUGGCGGUUGACAAUCACAAAGCUUCGGUUGUUGUCGGAUCGGCGUURAUAAGUGGUGAGACAAUUGAAAACUUUACAUGGGUUCUAAGAGCUUUCCUAAAAUGCCAUGAGAAGCAACCAGUUUUUGUGAUUACGGAKCAGUGUUCGGCGAUGAAGCAAGCCGUCCCGUUGGUGUUUACGGAAGCUAAGCACCGACUAUGUAUGUGGCACAUCAUGAAGAAAGUGCCUUCUAAGAUCAGUGUCGCCUUAAAUCAAGAUCCUCUGUUCAAUAAGGUUAUAAACAAGCUCGUGUGGAACAUUAAUAUUGGCCCAUCGGAAUUCGAGACCAAGUGGCAAGAGAUGAUCGAGCAAUACAAUUUAGGUCGUGAUCCGUGGUUCACAGAAAUAUAUGAAAUACGCGCAUCAUGGAUUCCGGCGUUUUAUAAGGACACACCGAUGUUUGGUCUUAUGAAAACGACAUCAAGAUCCGAGAAGAAACAAAGGUACAAGCAAGCUGUGCAUGAAACAAUAACAAGGACAACAUAUUCAAAGUUGUUUACUCCAUUGAGCUUAGAAAGUCAAGCAUCAAGGGUAUAUAGUCGAAAUGUGUUCUUUGACAUCCAAAAGGAAAUAAAGAAGGCUGUAUGGUUUUGUAGUAUAGAGACUGGCGAAUGUCGGGGUGAUCUCAAAAUGUUCAUUAUAAGACACACGAAAAAGAAAUCGUCUGUCAACACCACGUAUCUGGUCUCCCGAAACUACACAGCCAACACGGUCGAAUGCGAGUGCAAUCUAUUCACGCAUAACGGUUAUCUGUGUCGUCAUGCAUUUAAGGUUCUAAUAAACGAUGAAGUUGAAAGUAUUCCGAACCAAUAUGUUUUACGUCGAUGGAAACAAAAUUUGGUCCCUGUCCAGAUACAAUCCGCUAAGAUUCGAUACAGUGAGGUGGAUGCGGAGAAGGAUAAGUCAAUAAUUGAUGUAUACUCCAAAGUCGACGACAUUAUAAGCAUCGCCCGGAAUGAUAAAUCGAUACUGACUAGAUUGGAGCAGAAUCUCGACAAUUUCAUGGUUGAUAUCGAGAAAGAAGUACCGUAUGAAGACUCAUCCCAACAAAAGUUGGACGCGAACAGAGAUCACCUUGGUGUUUCCAUACCCGAUGAUGUGGACAUCCUACCACCAUCUGGAAUAAGGAACAAGGGUUGUGGUACUGGUAAGAUGUUGGUAAGCGUGUCUGAAAAAAUACAGUCUGUAAGCAAGAAAGCCCGUCGAAAAUGUGCGACAUGUGGCCAACGUACCGACCAUGACUCACGCAAUUGCCCCGAAUUGAUAGAGUAA